Molecule: messenger RNA, 1780 nt
Organism: Manduca sexta (tobacco hornworm)
Lineage: Eukaryota; Metazoa; Arthropoda; Insecta; Lepidoptera; Sphingidae
Product: protein artemis-like
Exons: 4
Coding region: 69-1058 (329 amino acids)
Biological process (GO): double-strand break repair via nonhomologous end joining; protection from non-homologous end joining at telomere; interstrand cross-link repair
Molecular function (GO): 5'-3' DNA exonuclease activity; damaged DNA binding
Source: RefSeq, a predicted model, not a curated record
CUUAUUUCUUAAGUCAUUGUCACACCGAUCACACAGAAGGCCUGUAUAGAUUCAAAUUGGUUAACGAUAUGGCCAGGAAUGGCGCCAAAAUAUAUAUGACUGAAGAGUCCAUGAAAAUUGUUAUAUAUGAAGCAGAGAAAAAGAGAAAUUAUGAAAUUGGCGAUUCUAUACAAUCUUUGAAACUCGGCACCACAACAGUAACAGUGGGCGAUCAGCACAUUGAAGUGACCUUAAUCCCCGCAGGUCACUGCAUUGGCUCAGUCAUGUUCCUAUUCAGAAUACCAAACAAGACCAUUCUAUACACUGGAGACUUUAGAAUCCGCCAAAAUGACGUUCACAAAUACUUACAACUUCACAAGAAGGGGGAUCCGAUUAAAAUUGAUGUGAUGUACGUCGACACUACAUUUAUAGACCAUGACUAUCCUGAAUUUGCUAAAAGAAGCGACAGUGUUGAAGUAAUGUUGGAGAAUAUUGAUGUAUGGUUGAAAGAGGAUGAGUAUAACAGAGUAGCAAUCCAUACUUCAGCGGAAUAUGGUUAUGAAUUUGUGUUCAAUAAAAUUUACAAGCGUUUGGGGGAGAAAGUGGCUGUUGAUGGGGGUAUAUGGCAGUUGUAUAAGUGUUUCCCAGAUCUACUCCCAGCCUUGAAAAACGAUGACAAUGAUCCAAAAAUACAUCUAUGUAGACGGAUAUGGGAUAAAAAUGAUUGUAAACAUAACAAUAACAUACAAAACAGAUACCUAUCGGUGUUUUUCUCAGCAAGAUCUUGGAAGAAUUAUGACGAAGAGACAAAAUCCUGCGAGAUUUCUGGCCCAGACGUGAUCAAAGUAUUGUACGCAACGCAUUGUAGUAGAAGUGAAUUGCUGUACUUCGUAAAUUAUUUGGAUCCAGUGAAGAUCAUUGGAUUUCCGAAUCCCUAUGUUCCUAGAAUCAAGGAAACCAAUUAUAAGGACAGCUUUACUCCUUCACCCCUGAAGAAGAAGAAGUUAGAGGCAGCAGAAGAAGUGACGGUGAAGAGAAAAGUUGACAGAAAACUGUUAGAAGAAAUGUUUGGGGUUUGAUUAGUAUUUGACCAUGUCGCACUCUUAAUAAAAUAAUGACCCAUUUCUAAAUUGCCAAUUUGUGAGAAUCGUCAAACAACCAAUUUCUGUUUGCGACCUUUUAGUUUUUUCCCUUUUUUUCAUGCGGUUUCAUUUUUACCUAUCUUUAAUAAGCUCAAUUUUAUAGCAACUUAAAAAAAAAGCUAGCAAACAAAAAUUAGUUUUCCGACGACUGCCACAAAUUAUCAAUUUUGGAAUAGGUCAUUAUUUUAUUAAGAGUGCGAUGUAGAUACCACGCUAAGUGCUUCUUGCUGUGAAGAAAAAAAUGUGUUAAUGUUACUAAUAAGUAGUCCAUUUCAUGCACGCACACAACUAAAUCUUAAACAUAGUUUAUGUAUGACUGCCUUGGUGGCAUAGUUGUAAUUGUACAAGGUAUGUUUACCACGCUGAGGUCCUGGGUUCGAGUCCCGGAUUAGUUCAAAAUAAUAGUUACUGGGUUUAAAUUCCAUUUUAGAAAUUACUCAGUCGCAGUUCGGAAUAAGUUGGUGUGAUAUCUCUGUGUCAUGUAAAGCCGUUGUUCGCUGAUCUCUCCGGUCAUGUCGUCUCACCGGACUAUGAGAAGGAACAGAGAGUGCUUGUGUAUUGCACACACUUAUACACUAUAAUAUUUCCUGGCUGAUCUCCGUUGAGAUUGGCCGCCAAAGAAAUUCGGCUAUGAUUGAUUAAUUCAUACACGCUAUGAC